GGGAGAGAAGGCGAGGCCCGGAGCCCCAUCCCCUCUCUCCUCUGGGGUCUCCUAAGCCGACCGGCCGCUCGGCGCCCCCGCGCGACACCCUUCACGGCCACUUCGCGGGGCGUGCCGGGACUGGGGGACGCGGCUCGGGAAGAGCCGGGGCAGGAGGCGGCGGCGGCGGCGGCGGCGGAGCGAGGGUGCGCGCACUGGGACUGGAGAGGUGUGAGUGGCGGGCUGGGUGGCGGCGGCGGCGGCCGUAGCCGCGGGUGCCUCCCCGCCUCGCCGCUUGGCAGGCAGCACCACCUCCCCGGGCCGCGGCCGCCCGGCAGAGUCCUCCGCGCGUUCCCGGGCCCGGAGCCGGCGCACGAUGCGCCCAGCAGCGUUCUGAUCACCGCCGCGCCGCUGCCUCCGCCGCGAUGAUCCCCCCCGAGCCGCAGCAGCAGCAGCUGCAGCCGCCGCCGCCGGCCCCGCCGAACCAUGUGGUGACCACCAUCGAGAACCUGCCGGCCGAGGGCAGCGGCGGCGGCGGAAGCCUGUCCGCCUCCUCCCGGGCCGGCGUGCGCCAGAGGAUCCGCAAAGUGCUGAACAGGGAGAUGUUAAUCUCUGUGGCUCUAGGCCAGGUGUUAUCCCUCCUUAUUUGUGGAAUUAGCUUGACCAGCAAGUACCUGUCAGAAGAUUUCCAUGCCAAUACACCAGUCUUCCAGAGUUUCCUCAAUUACAUCCUUCUCUUCUUGGUCUAUACCACCACACUAGCUGUCAGACAAGGAGAAGAAAACCUCCUGGCAAUUUUACGACGAAGAUGGUGGAAGUAUAUGAUCCUGGGACUGAUAGACUUGGAAGCAAACUAUCUGGUGGUCAAGGCUUACCAGUACACGACUCUGACCAGUAUCCAGCUCCUGGACUGUUUUGUGAUCCCGGUUGUGAUUUUGCUCUCCUGGUUCUUCCUGCUGAUCCGGUACAAGGCUGUGCAUUUCCUCGGCAUCAUCGUCUGCAUCCUGGGAAUGGGAUGCAUGGCGGGCGCAGAUGUGCUUGUGGGAAGGCAUCAGGGAGCAGGGGAAAAUAAGCUGGUAGGGGACCUUCUGGUCUUAGGGGGAGCCACGCUCUACGGUAUCUCUAACGUCUGGGAAGAAUACAUCAUCCGAACCCUGAGCCGAGUGGAAUUCCUGGGAAUGAUUGGACUCUUCGGGGCAUUUUUCAGUGGAAUUCAGUUAGCUAUAAUGGAGCACAAGGAGCUGUUAAAGGUGCCCUGGGAUUGGCAAAUAGGACUGCUCUACGUUGGCUUUAGUGCCUGCAUGUUUGGUCUCUACAGCUUCAUGCCAGUGGUCAUAAAGAAAACCAGCGCCACUUCGGUCAACCUCUCCCUGCUCACCGCAGAUCUGUACAGCUUGUUCUGUGGAUUGUUUCUCUUCCACUACAAGUUUUCAGGACUUUAUCUCCUGUCUUUCUUCACCAUCCUCCUCGGCCUGGUGCUCUACUCCUCCACCUCCACAUACAUAGCCCAGGACCCCCGGGUUUACAAGCAGUUCCGCAAUCCUUCGGGACCCGUCGUGGACUUACCAGCCACAGCUCAGGUGGAGCCUUCAGUCACCUAUACCAGCCUGGGCCAGGAGACUGAAGACGAGCCCCACGUUCGUGUGGCCUAGGACGACACCCUCCCAGCCCACUGAGGACACCUCCGCGGCCGUGUGUCCGCCCGUCAUCUCAUGUUUUGUACAUAGAGAAAGGUAUUUAUUAGGUGCGGUUUACACAGGUGGACUGCAAGGUAGCGAAUCUGAAAGCCUGUAAAAGGCGUAAGCUAAACAUCCCUGGAGACACAGGCUCUGAUCCACCUGACCUGGGGAGAUGCCUAGCUAGUGUGUAUCCGGGUCACAACCCCCCUGCAUUAAUUACUGUGAAAAUGUUUGAAUCAAAAGCAAGUAUUAUUGUUUGUAUUAUUACGGUUACUGUUACUACACCGACUUUCAGGAGGAGGUUUUGUACUCCUGAUGGGAACUCUCACCAGACCCACUCACAUGUAGUUAACAUCAAUCCCACUUUUUUAUGGCAAGCCACUUUUUAAGAAUCACACUUUAUUUUUGUGCACAGUCUCUGAGUGCUGCAUGCCACAGGAGCUCCACCCUACGACGCUUCCUUAUCCUAGGGACCUGGGGGCUCACAGUUUCCUCUGUUACCUGUUGGAUUGCCUGCUCAAUAUGUAUUUUGUGCUGUGACCCUUGUGGGGAGUGGCAACUGACCAUAUAAUUCUCUAUUCUAGGAAUAGAUAUAAAACAAACAUUUUAGCCUUUUUAUAUUUCAAUCUCUGAUUACUCCAGGCCAUUGCCUUUCUGUUGUGCCACAUAAUUCUGCUAAUCAAGUCCCUGUAAUAACAGGAUAAGGAAAGUUCCGUUUCUGUGGCUUAUGGGAAACCCCAGAAAUAAUAUUAUUUGUGCUUAGGGCAAUACAUUUUUUUUCAUCUUUCUGCUCCUCCCUAUGUUCCCUCUUCAAAAAAUAUAUUUGGUUUUCCUUUUCCCCCCUAGAUUUCUUUAGUGAUAAUAUGGAAAUCAGUCAAGGCCUUGGAAAAAGCCAUGGUCCUCUGCCCUCUUGUGUGACAUCCUUUUUGAAAUACACCAGCAUGGGAAAUUACCUUUACUGUGGAGUGUCAUUGGUUGUUUGGCCUCCCAACAAAGUCAGGGUGCUGAGGUGGAACAGUCUCUGACGAUAGUUUGAUUGAUCUGGCCAUUUUGUAGUGGUAAAAAUGCCACCAAUGAAAAAGUCUGGCAUUGCGGUCAUAUUUGGCAUCCAUUCAAUAGCAGAAUAUAUCACACAACAUUCUUAUGGAUACAGAGAAUAUUACAGGGUCCUGAUAAGGCUUUGAGGGGUAUGUCACUGGUCUAAUUUUGUUGCCCUUAAAAUAGCCCUUUCUUCAAACACAGAAAAUCAAGAAACACCACAAACCUCUAUGAUUUACAAUAGAUUCUACAUGUCACUACGUGCAAUAGUCUUUACCUUUGGCUGGCCUCAAUACGAUUCAAAAAGAUCCUCGAUAGAGUUACAGGGUUUGUAAAGGGAAAAUAAAUGUUUUGGGCAAUUCAAAUCAAUACAUCUUAAGCAAGCAAAGCAAAACAUCAGUGGGGUCUCUGUAAGGUAGAGAACAGAUUGCAGCUUAGUCAGGAUUUCCACAGUAGCCUGAACAAGGCCUAAAUACGGCUGACAGAAGCAUCCCAUGCUGUCCGCCAGCACCCAUGUGACACUUCUGCCUGCCCUCUACCCCAGGACAGGUAGUCCUGCCCUUGGAGUUGGAGCAGACAAACUAUCUUUUCUGACAUGCAGAUUUUAUGUUCAUCUUUGUUCAACCCCCUUAGAAACAUGUUUUAUUUUCAGUGAAAAAAAAUCACCAUUAAAGCUAUAUCAAGUUAAAAGAACUUUGCCAAUGUUUGCUCUCUGCUACCUUUUAAACCAAUUAAAUACCUUUCUCUGAAUAUUUUGUCCAUUCAGAUCUGAAGACCUUUAAAGACUGUGGUUUUAUUUUUGUGUUUACAUUCCUUUGGUUUGCAUAAUUUGCUUGAUUUAUUGCAUUUUUAGUAUUUAUUUUAAGCC
This is a messenger RNA of Balaenoptera musculus (blue whale), 3564 nucleotides long. RefSeq names its product solute carrier family 35 member F1 (gene SLC35F1). NCBI's taxonomy places the organism in Eukaryota, Metazoa, Chordata, Mammalia, Artiodactyla, Balaenopteridae. Gene Ontology annotation, cellular component: membrane. Gene Ontology annotation, biological process: transmembrane transport. Gene Ontology annotation, molecular function: transmembrane transporter activity. The transcript has 8 exons. The record is from RefSeq and is a predicted model, not a curated record. The coding region runs from base 405 to 1631 and encodes 408 amino acids.